ACAACCACUCGAUCAAGGUGUCAUACAAAAUUUAAAAUGUCAUUAUCGUCGCAGAAUUUUAAAAAAUACUAUAAAAUGCUUUGAAGUAAACAAAAAUCUUAACAUUACAUUAAUGGACUGUGUUGAUGAAAUAACUAAUGCAUGGAAUAUCGAUGUUAAGCCUGAAACCAUCUAUAAUUGUUUUAGAAAAGACGGCUUCGGUCAAUAUUCUGAAUGGGAGGAAGAAGAUGGCAUUCCUUUGGUUUUCAUAAGCGAACGCAUAAAAGAAAGGAGUAAGGAAGAAAUUCAACUGCAGAAUGAAUAUGAAGCUUGGCAAAAUAUCAAAGAGUUUCCCACAGAUGAAGAUAUUGUGGAGCUAUUGGGAUCUAAAUCCGAAUUUGAGCAUGAUAGCGAAAGUGAUAUAGAAGAUGAUAUGCUGCAACCAGUUUCAAACGAGCUAGUUGCAAAUUCGCUCAAGAUUUUGCGGUCAUAUUUAAAAACCAAUGAACAUACAACCGAUUCUCUCUAUGACUUUCAACAACAAGAAAUAACACUUAAUUACAGCAGCUACAACAGCAAUUCAUACCGGGAGCCAAGCACAGAGCAUUACCAGCAGCUUUCGACUGCUGGUUAUGUCUAUUUGACUUGUAUUGUGCCAUGGAUGGCACUUGUUGCGCUUUCCGCAUUCUUGUACACACAUUUUAUUUAA
This is a messenger RNA of Anastrepha ludens (Mexican fruit fly), 688 nucleotides long. RefSeq lists its product as uncharacterized. Lineage: Eukaryota; Metazoa; Arthropoda; Insecta; Diptera; Tephritidae. The transcript has 3 exons. The coding region runs from base 113 to 688 and encodes 191 amino acids. The record is from RefSeq and is a predicted model, not a curated record.